AUGUUCCUCACUUUUCCUUCUUUCUUUCCUUCCUUUUUCUUUCCUUCCUUUCUUCCUUUCUUUCUUUCCUUCCUUCCUUCCUUCCUUCCUUCCUUCCUUCCUUCCUUUCAAACCUGUUUUACUUUGUUUCCUUCCUUCUUUCAUUUUCCUAUGUCUUUCACUUCCCCCUUCUUCCUUCCUUCUUUUGUUUCCAAAUUCUCACCUCCUAUCCUUCCUUUCCUUCUUUUUUUAUAUUCACUUUUUCCUUCUACACUUCAUUCUACCUUUCAUAUUUUACCUUUAUUUUCUCCUCUUUUUUUAACUUUCAAUUCAUGUUUGUAUUUAUAUUUUCUUUCUUUUUUCUUUUUUCUUCUUCUUUCACACUUUUCCCCCACCAGUGAUAAACACUUUUUUCUAUUAUAUCUGUUCUCUAUUUCCUUUUUCCUUCCACAUUCCAUUACUAUAACCCUUCUUCAUUUUCAGUCAUAUUCUGACUUCCUUCUUUCCUACAUGAAUGCUGUCUUUCUUUUUCCAUUCUUUUUUAUUUCUUUCAAAUAUUUCAGCGUUUUUUCUUUCUUAGUAUCGUCUUUCUUUUCUUCUUCCAUUCAUUCCUUUACUCAUUUGUUCUUUUUUCCUUCCAUUCUAUUAUAUUUAGUCUUUUUCUUUCUUUAUUUCCCAUACAUCAUUUUUUCUUUCUUUUUUAUUAUUCCUCCCUUUUUAAACUUCUUUCUUUUCCUUUUUUUCUAUUCUAAGUCCCUUUCUGUUAAGUUUCUCUUUCUCAUUUUCCUUCUUUUCUUCCUCCUUCUUUCUUUCUUUCCCAUUCUAUAA
Molecule: messenger RNA, 807 nt
Organism: Acanthosepion pharaonis
Lineage: Eukaryota; Metazoa; Mollusca; Cephalopoda; Sepiida; Sepiidae
Source: the annotation of a GenBank genome assembly